This is a messenger RNA of Closterium sp. Yama58-4, 513 nucleotides long. Lineage: Eukaryota; Viridiplantae; Streptophyta; Zygnematophyceae; Desmidiales; Closteriaceae. The record is from the annotation of a GenBank genome assembly.
AUGACAGAGGAGGGUACGGCAACAAGACCAGCAGCGGGGUCUACCGAAACUCCUGCGAAUCAACCUGCAGGCUUCGACCCAAGCAUGAUGGAGAAAUUUUUCUCCUUCAUGUCCUUCUACGAGCAACACCAGCAAUCGGCACCUGCGCAGUCACACAACAACAACAACAACAACAACAACAACAACAACAACAACAACAACAACAACAACAACAACAACAACAACAACAACAACAACAACAACAACAACAACAACAACAACAACAACAACAACAACAACAACAACAACAACAACAACAACAACAACAACAACAACAACAACAACAACAACAACAACAACAACAACAACAACAAUGACGUGACGCCCAUGAGUCUCGAUGGCUCAUCCUACGCACGCGGAAACCAGCAGCAGCAGCCUACCUUUGCUCCGUACGAGCCCCAGCGCGGUUCCAUCAGCUUCAUGCCGCACCAGCAGCCUUCACCUGGGCAAGAGAAAACACUGGAUGCACUUUAA